UUGACCGCUAUAAAUACCGUCGCCACACUGGAGCUUGUCACAUCUCGCCAGCCGACUUCAACCAGAGCAACAUGACUCCGUUGGCACUGCUGGUCCUGGUCGGCGCGGCGGUCGCCGGGGGCGCCCCGGGCUCCGUCUCUGCUCCCGUCGGCGGACCUGGUUUGCUCGGGAUCUUGGGCCGGCUGCCCGGAGCCGAGGUCAAUCCAUGGAUUUCCGCGGCUAACUCAAGCGCCGGAGAGCGCGUCUCAUCAGGCCCCCAGGUGCUCAACCCGAAAAAAGGCAGCGUCAACAACGGAAAAGGCAGUUCCGCUUACGAAUACGCGACCGCCAGCGGCAUCAGAACGGGUGAGAUCGGAGUCCGGAAGCAAGCUGGCGUACCCGGAGCCGUAGCCGAAGUGGGUCACGGUUCCUACACCUACACCGUCGACGAGAACGGCUUCCAACCGCAGGGCGCCCAAGAGCCCACCCGGCCAUCCAUCCCGGAGGCCAUCCUCAGGUCCCCGAAGCAGAAUGCCACUGAGGUCUCGGCGGCCGCGCGCUACCAAGGAGUCGGCACUUCCAGAGCCACAUAUGGUGCGUCCAGGGCCGGUUUCCCCGGCGGAUAUGGUGCGUCCGAAGGCGGUAUUUUAGGCGGAUAUGGUGGGCCCGGAGGCGGUUUCCCCGGCGGAUACGGUGGGUCCGGAGGCGGUAUUUUCGGCGGAUAUGGUGUGUCCGAAGGUGGUAUUUUCGGCGGAUAUGGUGGGCCCGGAGGCGGUUUCCCCGGCGGAUACGGUGGGUCAGGAGGCGGUUUCGGAGGCGAAUAUGGUGCGUCCGAAGGCGGUAUUUUCGGCGGAUAUGGUGGGCCCAGAGGCGGUUUCCCCGGCGGAUACGGUGGGUCCGGAGGUGGUUUCGGAGGCGUAUAUGGUGCGUCCGAAGGCGGUAUUUUCGGCGGAUAUGGUGGGCCCAGAGGCGGUUCCCCCGGCGGAUACGGUGGGUCAGGAGGCGGUUUCGGAGGCGUAUAUGGUGCGUCCGAAGGCGGUAUUUUCGGCGGAUAUGGUGGGCCCGGAGGCGGUUCCCCCGGCGGAUACGGUGGGUCAGGAGACGGUUUCGGAGGCGUAUAUGGUGCGUCCGAAGGCGGUAUUUUCGGCGGAUAUGGUGGGCCCGGAGGCGGCUUCCCCGGUGGAUAUAGUGCGUCCGGAGCCGGUUUACCCGGAGCUUAAGGCGAUCCGCUGCUUUCCUUCAAGCGGCCCGGCUUCAGCGCCAAGACCAGCUAAUCUCGUACCCCUAACCUGGCAAAUAAAGAAACCGACACCACAUAUGAAGUUGUUGUUUUUCGCAAAUUAAAAGCUCAGUAUUUUUUCUCUUUUCUCGCUGUCAAUCGUCUCAUUUAUAACCUCUUUGUAUGCUACACCCACAUGUUCAGUGACGCGAUGUCUGUCUGGUACGGCGAUGGGUACAACACAUUUAUUGUAUUCUCACCCCGAAAUUUGAACUGUCGCAUAAUACUAGCGUGAUUUCGAGAAAGUUCAGGUUUUUUUUAUUUUCUGCUUAUCCUUUUUACUAGAUAACUUCUAUAUAUAUAUAUAUAUAUAUAUAUAUAUAUAUAUGUGUGUGUGUGUGUGUGUAUAUAUAUAUCAACUGGUAGAUAAGGACAGAGAUUGUUCUCAUCCUGUACUCCACUCAGCUAAAACUUUCCUGGCACCUCUGCACAGACUUUGCUUGAGCGCGCGAUGCUUCAGUAUUUUAGUUCUGGUUGGUCGGGACGUGACAGUGUCGUUUGGAAUCAAAUCUCGGGCGGAUAAAAUUAUUUCAGUAGCCUUCAAUGACGAAUGAAACGAUCACGUUUCAACUAGUUACUAUUAUGUGGGUCACAAUCCGUGAAUUCACUGUAAGUGACCCUGAUGUCCCAAAAGUCAUUAGUAACGCUGUUUAUUUGUACAUGUAGUUUUUCUUAAUUUUAAACAACAAUUCCGUUGAUCAAAGCAUCGUAUGGGAAAACUACAUCUUACUAACAUGUUAUAAUUGUAUGUUACAUGAUAUAUUCGUUAGGAUAUUUUUUGUUGUUUUUCAAAGGUUUGGUAUAUUAUGUUUUCCUUUUAUGGAAAUUAAGAUAAACCAUGGUCAGCGGUCUCUAAACCAGCAUCAGAAAACUUCGCAUACUUCUUGCCUGGUGUAAGGCUCAUUACUGUAUUUCGCUCUGGAUCUGAAAAUAAACAAUAAACGUUUCUGUGUAAAAAAAAUUGCAUUACAAAAUUGCCGUUAAAUACCUGAAAAAUUCGUAGAGAAAACGCAUACAUCAAUAAUUCAACCAUUUCCUUAGUUUACAUGUUAUAAGAGUCUGAAUAUUCAAAGGCUUAUUCGUAAUGCAAAAAUAGAACGGGAUUAAAAUCAUGAAGUGCUUUGCCAUUGUUUAUUGAAUUCCUCUUAUAAAUAAUUCUACGGAAAAUUCAAGAUGAUUAUAACAUCCAACAGAAUGAAUGAUACUAAUAAAAACUAAUAUUGUAAAUAGCCUGUAGCAAUCGAAGUCUGAAUGGUUUCUGUGUUGUGUUACACAGAUUUACAGUUAUCUUUCAUGUUUCAUUGAACUAAAUGUCUAUUUCUUAGAAUGUUUAUAUAUUCAAUUUAAUUGUAUAUUAUUAUUGUCAUUUUACUUAUAUUAUAAAUGUUAUUGUACUAUGUGUGAAAUGAAAUAAAUAUAUUUACAAUUUAUGCUAAA
This is a messenger RNA of Bacillus rossius redtenbacheri, 2695 nucleotides long. RefSeq lists its product as uncharacterized. The record is from RefSeq and is a predicted model, not a curated record. The coding region runs from base 72 to 1199 and encodes 375 amino acids. The transcript has 3 exons. Lineage: Eukaryota; Metazoa; Arthropoda; Insecta; Phasmatodea; Bacillidae.